UCAGCUAGGCGCCUGCCGAACUGAAGCAUGUUGACGCCUUAUGUGAAUGUCACAAAUCUUUAUUCAAUCCGCAAUAUUUUGCAUUAUCGUUAGCAUAUUAUCACAAGGUCACUAGGGAUGUGAAUUGAUGUGUACUUCAGCUGUAAGCUACCAACGAAAGUUAGCCUACAAAGCUGGUUGCUACCGGUGUGUUCUAGCCUGUGUGGACAUUGUUUUGCAAACGCUAAUGAACAUUUUCUACAUGCCACACUGCAUUAUUCAAGUGUGUUAACUUCUGUGCAGAAUGAGUGGAGCGCUUACAUGAUGCAGCCCAGACUCCCAGUGGUUCCUCAGGACAGGUUAGAGCUAGCAAUGGGUAAGCAGUCACGGCACUGCUCUCGCGUUAUAAGGGAACUAUAAGCUGGGCUGCUGUACUCAGAUUAGCAUGUAAGGCUUCUAGAGAAUGCCAGAGGAAUGUAUGACAAUGACUGAGGCCUGGUGACUCAUGAUAUCCUUGGUCAAAUUCCACAGCUGAUUGUGGUUCCUCCACUCUCUGUGACACCUUUGUCAUUACUGGCGCUAACAGAAUACUCAGCAGUAGUUCUCUCACUCUCGAAUGGAAUCUCUCUCCAGAAACAAUGUAGAGCAUUUCUCUCUGUAAUGGAUGAGUUAGCCAUUCUUUUUCCUGGCAGUGAAAAUAUGGGCCACCAAGAGAGCACUGUCGGUGUGCUGGCUGUGACCCAGUGAUGGAGCUUCAGGGUCACACACAGAGCUGACAAUGGCAUUCUGUCCCCCUACUGCACACACACGGAGUGCUCUGACAUCACAUCUGCAGCCCUCUGCAAAGAGAACCUGCCCUGCCUGCCUGUCCUGUGCCAAACGGGUACAUUGCCUUAGCAGAGCAGAGGCUAAGCUGGAGCGCCAACAAAAGAUGAAACUAUUGACCUGUGACUUAAUCCUUUAAUCUCCGCUAUGGUGUUGUGCAACCUCAAAUGCAGAGGAUUUAUCGUUCUGGGGAAAGGGCAUGGUUUUAUGAUGGUGACCCGGCCGCCCCCUCUGCGAUGUGCCAUGAAUGCCCAUCAUGCUCUUGGUGUGUGUGCUCAAGCUUUAUGUUUGUCAUAAACUGCUGCAGUCUGUUCUAUACUAUGUUAUUGUGUGCUGUGCUGCAUGUGUUUUCCAUUGGACACUGGGCUGUCAUCUCAUGAACAGUACGGCCUUUUGAGCAUUUAAAGAGGGAGGUGAGGGAGCUUGCGGGCGGUGCCUGGAUGGAGGUGCAGUAAAAUGCUGGACGUCCACGAGUCAAAGAGCAGCUUUUCAACAGCAACCAGCUCCAUCAGGCAGUAAACGCUUUAAUAUGCUGCUAAAUAUUUCUGAGAGAUUGGAUGUUGAUUAAAAAGCGAAACGUUUUUAAUUAUAACUCAAAUGUUAAUGCCGUCCCAAGUGAAGAAAAUGUUUAGGCUUACGCGAGGAGAACUUCUAAUUGACUGAACUAAAGCUCCACUCUUCCAAUUUAGAAUCUUGUUUAUUUUUCUUGACUUUUAGCACUAAAUGGGCUUAACUGCUGUUGUGUCGUUGGGUGUCAUUUGAUGUUAUUGUAUGUCAUCAAUGCCCAACCGGAGCUGCCUAGCCUGAACCCUGUCUCCAUUUAAAAUUCAUGACAUUCUAACUCUGCAGGGAUUUCUGAUCAUGCUUUGCCCACCCAGGUAAUUCCUUUAACUCAUGCUUGGGCAACUUCAGCUUGUUCUCAUUUUAACACACUUCGGUUGCGACUUAAUUGAUUAGUUUUUGUCACAUACACCGGAUCGGUGCAGUGAAAUGUGGUGUUUUACACGGUCAGCCAUAGUAGUACGGCACCCCUGGAGUAAAUUAGGGUUAAGUGCCUUGCUCAAGGGGACAUCGAUAUAUUUAUCACUUUGUCUGCUCGGUUAUUCGAACCAGCGGCCUUUUGGUUACUGGCCAAGCGCUCUAAACGCUAGGCUACCUGCCGCCCUUGGAAGAGUGCUUGUGCACAGUCAUUUGUGAAGGGGAUGAUAUUGGAUUUACAAAUACACCAUAUUGAGCUGGAACUCAAAAUGAAGACACAGCAGUCUCUUGUUUUAUUCAGGUAGAGUCUCUAUACAUUAUAAUUGCAGGAGGAUUUAGAAGACGUCCUGAUAAUGUGAGUUUGCUGUAGCUUCUGACGACACUGGAGCGAAACCUCUCUGGUCCUGAGGCAGUGCUUGCGCCAGCGCCUCCUUAGCUUGCUGCCUGCCUGCCCCAGAGCCAGGUUCAGAAUUUAAUUGUGGCUUAUUGGACAGGAUCUGGGGAAUGCUGAUGAGGGAAAGACUCUCAAUAAUGCCACAAACGGUCCUCCUGCCAGUGUGCCUUAAGUGGUCUAUUUGUGAUUCAGCAUGCAUGCUCUCUUUCUCUCUCCCUCUUCCGCUCCCUGUCUGACUGCCAGGCUGGCAUGGAGUCGAGCUCCCACGGGGUGAGUGUGUUAAUGCGGGCCCCCAGGCCCGGGGACCAGGGUAAUUGGGUUCGCAUGGUCGGUGUCAGGGCACCACCACCGCUCCCUACACAAAGGCCACCUCCCAGCCAAGCUGUUCAGGACAGAGAGACAAACUCCUCAUCACUGGUGUAAUUCAUUGGAAAGGCUUAUUGAAUUACUGGAAUGGUGUAUGUGCUUUUUGUACGAGGGCCUGCUGCAGAUUGCACAAUGAGCUGAGGGCCUUGUUUGCCUGCCUGCUUGCGUGUUCAGCUCUCUCUCAGCUCAGACGCUUGGCUCUGAACACUACCGUGAAUAACGGCAGACGGCUGAGAAAAUCUGUAUCCCCAAAUGGCGUAAUUACUGCAGCUUCCAUUCAGAUAACCUCUUGUUUCCAGUGCCUGUUUGACCAUGUCUGCAUGUAGGGGUCACAGAGCCUGUUGUCUGCGUUGUGACAGCCUGGAGGCUGGAGCUUUUUGGCUGGGCCUCAUCCGGCCCUGACUGGAUGGGCUGGUGUCUGCUGCAGCUUAAUGUUGACAUGCAUGCACAUCCAUGUAGACUGUUGAUUUGUCUGGUUUGUUUGAUACUAAGUGAUUGGAGCCCCCUCAAUAGUAUGUUAUGCUCAUAGCAACAAGAGUGAAGGUGGUCAUUUCUUUGCCUGCUUGCCUUUUUCAGGUCCAGUGGGUUUAAAAGAAACCCAGCAUUAAGUUUUGCAAUGUUGACUAGUCUCUUCCGCCUGGCUAUGUGUAGCAUUAAACUGACCCAUACACCACACAGUGGCACUCUCCUCUAAUUGGAAGUAUAAUUCUGAACUAUGAUGUUCAGCCACUGGUGAGGUGGGAACAGGGGAAUCGGAGAACCCACCUCCCCUGCAAUAUACUGCAUUAUAUCGUUGGCUACUUCACUCAAUCACCAGACCCAACGAACAUAAAACAGGUUCUCAACACUAAAACAGAACUCGCCACCACAAUCCUACCCCAUACACACACUGUUAGGACCGCUGUCUGAAAAUAGCUGCUGUCUCAGAGCCCGGCUUGGCUGUGGUCUUCAAUAAGCCGAACAAUGUGCUCAGCAGUGUGAGCAGUGAAGUGAUAAUUGACACAUCCUAAAAAUUCAAGAAGGCUGUUGUUAAUGUUCCUUCUCUUCCUCUGAGUGGAUUUAACAGAACCACUUUAAGACUUUAAUUGACAAGGAACACUGCCAUUAAAGCCGUUGCCUUGGCACUGCCAUGACCUACUUUUUAGUUUUUUAAAGAUGAUGAGACCCACUUGGGGCGUUCAUGCGGCACCAUUACAAAAGCUCACGUGGAAUCACAAUGGCCAGCCGUGUUGCUAUUUUAGUUUCUGUUUAAAAAGACAUAAGUCCUCCAAUAAGCCCUGUGCCUCCAGGGCUGGAAAAAGUGAGGAAUCUCUCUUUGUCUGAAGGGCAGGUGAGCGUGGUUCCCACCCCUCCCUGUUUAUCCCCUUGCAUAUCAGUAGGAAAACAUGGGCUUCUCCAGCGCUGGAACCAGGCUGUUGAUAUGGAAGGUAUGGCCAGGGUUUCAGUGGAGAGAGAUGAUGCCAAAAGCUUGUUACCAGGUUACAUCACUGUUGUUGUGAGUUGUGUGCCAGAUCUUCAGGCGUAGCAGAGGGAGCUCGCAGAGCCAUUCCUCUCUCCGUCGCUACCGUCACGCUCUCCUCACACACACCAACAGGCCAGGCUGUGGGCAGUAUUUAACCAUCAUUGGUUUCACUCAGAGACAGCUAGAUCGCUGAAGCCCUGAGCUGGGGGAGCCCUGUCCUCAGCCUCCACUCAACUCACCUGGCUUGCAUUUUACCCAUCAACCCCCUUCUACCACGCAGACUCGCCGCAGCCCAGCCUGUCGUCACUAUGACGUCGGAGCUGGAGAGUAGUCUGACCUCCAUGGAUUGGCUGCCUCAGCUGACCAUGCGGGCAGCCAUCCAGAAGGCUGAUGCCCAGGGGCACCACGGGGGGCUGGGCAUGGGCAAGAAGAGUGCAAUGCUGGACCCCAACACCACUCUGGACCAGGAGGAGGUCCAGCAGCACAAAGACGGCAAGCCGCCCUACAGCUACGCCAGCCUCAUCACCUUCGCCAUCAACAGCUCGCCUAAGAAGAAGAUGACCCUGAGUGAGAUCUACCAGUGGAUCUGUGACAACUUCCCCUACUACCGGGAGGCAGGCAGCGGCUGGAAGAACUCAAUACGGCACAAUCUGUCAUUGAACAAGUGUUUUCUCAAAGUGCCUCGCUCCAAAGAUGACCCAGGAAAGGGCUCCUACUGGGCCAUCGACACCAACCCAAAGGAGGACGCCCUGCCCACACGGCCAAAGAAGAGGCCGCGGUCCGGAGAGCGGGCUUCCACACCGUAUACUCUGGAGUCAGAGUCUUUGGGAAUGGACUGUAUGAUCUCUGGAAGUGCCUCUCCAACUCUGGCAAUCAACACUGUGACUAACAAGGUGGCAUUAUACAACCCAGACCAGGAUGGGAGUGACAGCCCAAGAAGCAGCCUUAACAACAGCCUGUCUGACCAGAGUCUGGCCUCCGUCAAUUUAAACAGUGUGGGCAGCGUGCACAGCUACACACCGGUGACUAACCACCCAGAGCCGGUGUCUCAGUCGAUGAGCCUCCAGCAGCCCCUCCAGCCCCAGUACAACAUGCCAGAGAGGGACAAGCAGCUCCUCUUCUCCGACUUUGAAGAUCUCAGUGCCUCCUUCCGCAGCCUUUACAAGUCGGUCUUUGGGCAGUCCUUCAACCAACAGGGUUUGAUGGGCAUGCCAACGGAAUCGUCCCAACAGACCCACACCUCCUGCUCCUAUCAGCACUCACCCAGUGGCACCAUUAGCACCCAGAACAGCCUGACAAACAACCACUCCAGCAGCGGUGGCCAGGUGCCUCUGUCCCACCCUCCCCAUCUCCCUGGCCAGAACGCCCACCCGGGCCACGGCUCGCCCCACACACAGCACAUCUCCCAGCACGGCCCACACAACCAACACACCCAGCACCAACACCCACAGCACCCCCAUCACCCUGCACACUCCCAGCAUGGUCCGCACCCAUCACAGCACACGCCGCACCCCUCCCAACACGCACAGCACACCCAGCACCCCUCCCAACACUCACAGCAGCACACUCAGCACCCCUCCCAGCAGCAGCAUCAGACUCUGGCUCACCAGCCCCAUCCUGCCCAGCAACAGAUGGCCUGCAACACGGGUCUGCCCUCUGACUGGUACCCAAAUCUGGACGCACUGAAAGAGAGCUGCCGUAUUGCCAGCAGUUAUAACUGGGCUGAUGUCGACCUCUCACCUUUUCAAGGACUGAAGGAGAGCAUGAGACUAGCAGAGCAGAACAACUGGGCCCUGGAGCCCACACAGAUCGCAGAUCUUUGCUCAUCUAUCAACCAGUUCUUCGCCCGCACCGGUGUCAUUCAGCCACAGGGGGCAGUGCAGUCCGUACCCGUAUGCCAUGGCUCCAUGCACCCCAACAAGCCCAGCCAGCACAUGGCCACAGGAAAUCUCUACAUGGACUCAAGACAGAGCAUGUCUAUGAUGGGCCCCCCAGGAUACCCCCACAUGCCCCCAAUGAGCAGCGCAGGUCCCACAAUGACAGGACACCAUGCGCAGAUGAACCAGCAGCACAUGAUCUCUCCCAGAAACUUCCAGAUGCACCGCAUGCCAGCUGAUGACAUCCAGGAUGACUUUGACUGGGACUCCAUUGUCUAAUGUUAGAUGUUCUGCCCCUAAUAAGGAACGGUCAGGUGGUGCAGAGCAGGUGGAAGUAGGAGGAAGAAGCCAGGCUGAGCUGUACGCUCUUGCGAGGAGACUGAUUGUUGCUGGUGGGAUACAGAACAGAAGAGCAGGUGUUGUUUUGGGAGGAUAGAGGGAGAGACUUCAGAGUGCUGCCAUUUUUACAAACAAAAUGAAGCAUACAAAAUAAAUCUUACUUUGAAGACAAUCAUAUUUACUAGGACAUGUUUAAGUGGUGGCUUAUGUGCUUGUCUUGACCAGGCAGGUAGCACACGUUCAUGUCGAAACAAAUCCUCCAGUCCUCGUUCCUCAGUCAGCCCUCUCCCAUCCCCCUCCCAGCCAGCAGCUUUCCAAAGUUCCCCCAGCUUCCUCCGUAACUGUUGUGUGAUUUGAGCGACUUGUUCCGCUUGUUAUCCUUCUCGUGUUGACUUUAGGCCUCGGCUGCCUCUUGGAUGAGUUUCUCUCUUUAUUCGUUUUUAUUAUUUUAUGGAAAACGCAGGCUGCCUGUGGUGCUUGUUGGUUUUCUUUGGGUGGAUGAUGGAACCCCAAUAGUGGGUGUAUUGGUAGGAAGGUUAGGAUCCCCAAUAGUGGGUGUAUUGGUAGGAAGGUUAGGAUCCCCAAUAGUGUAUGUAUUGGUAGGAAGGUUAGGAUCCCCAAUAGUGUAUGUAUUGGUAGGAAGGUUAGGAUCCCCAAUAGUGGGUGUAUUGGUAGGAAGGUUAGGAUCCCCAAUAGUGUAUGUAUUGGUAGGAAGGUUAGGAUCCCCAAUAGUGGGUGUAUUGUUAGGAAGGUUUACAAUAACUGAGGGUAUGUUUUGAACAGGGUGUUUUGCAUUGAACUAGGCUUCACAUAAAGAACACAAAUGCUUUAUCAUAGAGCGUUGUCCUUUAACCAACACAUCUGGCCCAUUUCUUUUUUUUAAGCUAAUUGUGUACAUUCAGAAACAUUACCGGCAGUAUUUGUUGUGGUUUUGUGUCUAUUCUGUUAACAAUGUCAUACCUUUAUCUCCAAUACUCCAAGACUGAAACUGGUAGAUGAAUUCCAGACCUCACCCCCCCCCCCCUCCCUGUCUGGCUUUUUUUCCUUUGUCACCUAAAGUAGUCUCAUUCUCAAUCACUACAUCCUUCCACUGGUCCCGCAAUCAAUGAGAUUGAUUAUAAUUUCCCUGUACUAGUGUAUUAAGGGAAUAGUUUGUAGUUAAUACACAAAAUGAAUGAGUACAAGUAUACACCUGUAGGUGUCUUUUCAUAUAUUAUACUCUGUGUACAUGCAGCACAAUGAACUGUAGGAUAUUUUCCUGUUAUCUUCUGAUGCAGGAAAUGUACUGCUAUAACUUAAUUACUACAAACAAUAGGAAUGUUCUUCAUUCAGAUGCUAUACAUCCGAAGUCAUCAGAACUGAUCUCCCAAAUAGCUAGCUGUGAGACUUGCAGUGUAAGUCUGCCUUGCACUGCAAGGCAGAAAAUAAGCUGAAAUACCAUAUAAAAAGGAACGAGGUGUGUGUGUUUGCCCUAAAAUUACAAUCAUCUGCAUAUGCUGUCAACGAGCACAAAACAGAUGCAGAAAGAAGAGAUGAAAGCAAGGGUUCAAGGCAGAUGUGCAUUUUGCAGGUAGGGUUUCUUAUGUUGAGAAAUGAGCUCUGCCUGGUCAACAACCAGGUGGAGAUGGAGGAUGGGAGACUAGAGGUUCUGGAAACACUCCUGUCCUCUCUGUCCCUCUUUGUCGUCUUAAUCAGACUGGCCCUGAACGCCCAUCAUGGUGCUGCGUUAAACCUGUAUGGGAGCUUUGUCUGGGUAGAGCACAGUUCAUCUUCCCUUUUUCAUUUGUUCCUCCACUAUUGGCCCUUAGAUAAACUAAAUCUUUGGCUGGAUUUUGUUUUACUCCAUUUCUGAAAAUCAUGACAUUGUUUUGUAAUAUCACAUAAACACCGCUGGGGCCAGACACCAAUAUGUCUCUUGUGACAGUGUACAUGUGUAGAUACUGAACCGCCAUUGUCCUUUUGAAACAGGAGGCAGAAGACAAGAAGGGAAGCUUGGCUGGAGCUAGUGCGAGCUCUUCUCACAGCUAGCUAUACUGCCAGGCAUAUCUGCAAGGUUUCACAGAUCUUUUAGCAGCCAGUUCGUUAAUACUGCCCAUUGUUUUGAUCUUAAAUGUUUUUUUCUUUCUUUUCCUCCAUCUUUUUCCUUUUCUUACUUCUGCUACUUUUACCUGUACCGGAUUUUCGGUUAGGUUCAUUGUAUUUGAAAGCGUUGUGUGUGGCUGAUUGUCCUGCCUGUGGAUACCCAUUGAGUGUUUAGUCUUUGUUUAAUGGCCAAAAUCAGUCAGUCAGCCAGCCAGCCAUUUAAAGCACAGUCUGAUUGCUCAUUCAGUUAAAAAGCCAAGAUCACUUAAGAUUGUCAAUCAUUGAGCCCUUCAUUAGUGAAGGAUUACUACUUUAUGGAGAAAAGAUCAGUGUAGUGAUUUUUAAUUGACCAUUUGAUUGCUAGUUGAAGUCAGUGUGGGUGCUGCAGACUCUGGGACUCACCUAAGGAAUGGGUGUUUUGAGGAACACAGUGAGAAUAUGGAUAUAAAAGUGAUAGGGAAGUCUUGGCAGCCCAUGGUUUUGUAUGUUGCAUUUCAUCACUGGUAAUGAUGAAGGCACUAAUGAAAAACUCUCGGACAGCCUUAGGGUAUGUAGUAAAUCCACCCCUACAGCAGAUGGGAUGGGCUGGAAAGAGCUCAUGUAUGUGAUUAGAGGUAAAGAGGAAGGGAAAGACGAUGACUGGAUCACCCUCUUAACUGUGUGUGUGUGUGUGUGUGUGUGUGUGUGUGUGUGUGUGUGUGUGUGUGUGUGUGUGUGUGUGUGUGUGUGUGUGUGUGUGUGUGUGUGUGUGUGUGUGUGUGUGUGUGUGUGUGUGUGUGUGUGUGUGUGUGUGUGUGUGUGUGUGUGUGUGUGCGUGUGUGUGUGCGUGUGUGCGUGCGUGCGAGUGAGUACAUUUUGUUUAAAAAGACAAUUCAAUUUUUUAAAUACUGCUGGAGAUGUACCUGCCAGAGAGAUUACUAUGAUAUGAAAAAAGAAAAUAAGCCUUGUUCGCUUGUUACAUUAUGGAGAAAACUGCCAAGAAGUACUGCUGAUUGAGGCCUAUUUUAUUCAGUGCUGGUGUGUUGUUGUGCUUCUUGUAAAUAAAUGUCUUUUCAAUCAUCCCUUUUUCCUCUUGGGGGCGGGGCAUCAAGGCAAGGGGUUGGUCUUACUCAUGAGAGGGGAAAGAAUAGAGUAUUUUGUUAUUGUCCAAUCAGAGGGUGAGACCGUAUGUGUAUAUAUCUAUAUUGUAUAUAUGUGAUGAAAAUGUGUUGGCUUUUUGUGACACUACCUUUUACCUGUACUAUGGUUCUACAUUCAGUGUUUCAAUGUUGAUAAUAUAUAUUUUAUGUUUUUCAGUUUUUGAUUUUGUCUUUGUCAUUUAUUGUAUUUGUUUUCUUUUUCUCCUUUUUGUCCUCUUGGUUAUUGCACGGUUUAUUACUUUUGCUGUUCAAUGAGGUGAUACAGCUACUCUUUGUAUUGGUUUAGUGCUGUAAAAUAACUUGUUAUUAGAGUUGUCGAUACCACCCCCAUCCCCAAUAUGCAUGAAUGGCACUUAAACAAAUAAAAUGUUAACUUCACUGUGGAA
Oncorhynchus masou masou (cherry salmon) is the source of this 9827-nucleotide messenger RNA. RefSeq names its product forkhead box protein J3-like. Gene Ontology annotation, molecular function: RNA polymerase II cis-regulatory region sequence-specific DNA binding; DNA-binding transcription factor activity, RNA polymerase II-specific. Gene Ontology annotation, biological process: regulation of transcription by RNA polymerase II. The record is from RefSeq and is a predicted model, not a curated record. Lineage: Eukaryota; Metazoa; Chordata; Actinopteri; Salmoniformes; Salmonidae. The transcript is spliced from 12 exons. Gene Ontology annotation, cellular component: nucleus. Bases 4313 to 6160 code for a protein of 615 amino acids.